CUUCAUCUUUUAACAAACGAACUAGUGCAUGAAAUAAUUUCUUCUUUGAUUGUUUCUACAUCAAAUCUUGUCUAAUGGAAUUGGGGAGUGUAUUGCAGUUUCUUGAGAACAAGACCAUUUUGGUCACUGGUGCCACUGGGUAUCUAGCAAAGAUUUUUGUGGAGAAAAUAUUGAGGGUUCAGCCAAAUGUGAAGAAGUUUUAUCUCCUUUUAAGAGCUGUAGAUGCCAAGUCUGCUGGAGAACGUCUCCAUGAUGAGGUCAUAGGGAAGGAAUUGUUUAAGGUUAUAAGGGAGAAACAUGGUGCAAGUCUACAUUCCUUUAUAUCAGAAAAGGUAACUCCUGUCGCUGGUGACAUCUCUUAUGAAGAGUUGGGAGUGAAGGACUGUUCUUUGAAGGAUGAAAUGUGGAGAGAAAUUGAUGUUGUGCUUAAUUUUGCUGCCACUACCAACUUUGAUGAGAGAUACGAUGUUGCACUUGGCAUUAAUACACUGGGAGCUUUGCAUGUCUUAAACUUUGCAAAGAAAUGUGUUAACGUGAAGAUGCUUGUCCAUGUAUCCACCGCUUAUGUGUGCGGCGAAGAUGCUGGACUGAUAAUGGAGCAACCAUACCAUAUGGGUAUGGCCAAAAGGGGUGACGAUAAAGUAGAUAUCAACUUUGAAAAGAAAAUGGUGCAAGAUAAAUUAAAUCAACUCGUAUUAGAAGAUGUUCCAGAGAAAGAAAUCACUUCAGCCAUGAAGGAUCUCGGCAUUGAGCGGGCAAGGCGUUUUGGAUGGCCAAACACCUACGUAUUUACAAAGGCAAUGGGAGAAAUGCUCGUGGUGAAUUUCAAUGAUGAUUUGCCCGUACUCAUUAUUCGACCCACCAUGGUAGCUAGUACUUACAAAGAACCAUUUCCUGGUUGGAUUGAAGGUGUAAGAACUAUUGAUAGCAUAAUUGUGGGCUACGGUAUAGGCAAAGUUUCGUGCUUUAUUUCUGGCCCGCAAGCAACUCUUGACGUGAUACCAGCUGACAUGGUUGUCAAUGCAAUUACCGUGGCCAUGGUAGCCCGUGCCAAACAACAUCCAGAGAACGUUUAUCAUUUAGGUUCUUCGUUGAGAAAUCCAGUGAAAUUCUCAAAUCUUCAUGAUUUUAGUUUUCGUUAUUUCAGUGAAAACCCAUGGAUUAAUAAGGAAGGAGAGGUUGUGAAAAUUGGCAGAGGAACUGUUUUUAGCAGCAUGUCUAAGUUCUACACAUACAUGACCAUUCGUUAUCUACUGCCAUUGAAGGCAUUGCAAUUGUUCAACACACUGCUAUUUAAAAGAUAUCAAGACGUAUAUACUGUUCUUGAUCGGAAAGCAAAGCUGGUGAUGCGUUUGGUAGACCUUUAUAAACCUUAUGUGUUCUUCGAGGGCAUAUUUGAUGACAUGAAUGCGGAGAAGUUGCGAAUAGCAUCAAGAGAGACUUGUCCUGAAGCAAAUGAUUUUGACUUUGAUCCUGUUAGCAUUGAUUGGGAAGACUAUAUGAUGAAUGUUCAUAUUCCUGGUCUUGUUAAAUAUGUGAUUAACUAA
Molecule: messenger RNA, 1547 nt
Organism: Populus nigra (black poplar)
Lineage: Eukaryota; Viridiplantae; Streptophyta; Magnoliopsida; Malpighiales; Salicaceae
Product: alcohol-forming fatty acyl-CoA reductase-like
Exons: 10
Coding region: 75-1547 (490 amino acids)
Biological process (GO): suberin biosynthetic process; long-chain fatty-acyl-CoA metabolic process
Cellular component (GO): intracellular membrane-bounded organelle
Molecular function (GO): alcohol-forming very long-chain fatty acyl-CoA reductase (NADP+) activity
Source: RefSeq, a predicted model, not a curated record